Molecule: messenger RNA, 432 nt
Organism: Symbiodinium sp. CCMP2592
Lineage: Eukaryota; Dinophyceae; Suessiales; Symbiodiniaceae
Source: the annotation of a GenBank genome assembly
AUGAAUUUGCAGGCUCAGCGUGACAUCACUUCGUACGAGGUCCUGGCACAACACGCGCUGCUACUGCUUGUAUCUACAGUUCUGCCUACGGGGCGCAUUUGCAUUCAUUUGCCCACACUUAGCGACAACACCGGCUCGGAAUCUUCCAUAAAUAAACUGUUUUCUACAGUGUAUCCUGUUUGCAUGUUCUUGCAGCGUAUUGCUUCAUUUGGAGCCCUGUCGGGCCUCACACUUGAGGUGGCGCAUGUGCCAGGCGUUGCCAAUGAUGAUGCAGACACGCUGUCUCGCUGGGACGGGGUGUCCCAACUUGAUUCCAAGUGGCUUCUGGAUAAUCGGGUUCGGCUACCUCUUGAGCGUUUGUGGCACUUUCGUUCCGAUGUGCGCCUCUGGCCAGAGGCGACUCAGCUACUCUGGCAGCCACCUGACUGCUGA